AUGCAGAUAGAAGACCUGAGCCAGGAGAUCGCCUACACAGCAUUACUCAAUGGAACUACCAACUCCGACCUACGAAAGGAAUUAUUGGCUAAAUCACCAAAAUCAUUUACCACACUGAUGACCAUCGCACAUACACAGAUCAGGGUGGAUGAUGGCCAGAGAGAAAUAGAGAAUCGCCUCGGACGGGUAGAAGAACGAACGUUUGCAGAAAGAAGAAAUGGGGAAAGAUCGCCCAUAGGAAAGAGGUUCGGAGAAAAAGGCAAUGACCAUUUCAGAAACAAAAGGAAAAAAGACGAAGAUAGGCGAUAUACGCCCCUGAACACAACCAGAACCAACGUACUGUUUUGGGUAAAAGACAGCCGAGAGAAGGUCAGAUGGCCAAGGAAGAUGAACGUUGCAUCAGCCAGCAAAAGAGACAAUAGCAAAUACUGUGAAUUUCACAGAGACAACGGCCACACCACAGAUGAAUGCUGGCACCUGAAGGAGGAGAUAGAGAAAUUGAUAGAAAGGGGAUCCCUUUCCCAGUUCGUAAAAAGGGACACCGAAGCCAGAGAGACGGAAUCAGAGAGAAAGAAAGAGCGGAAAGAAGAAAUCGCCAGAAGACCCAGACCAGAGCCAGCAGGCGUGGUUAAUGUAAUAAUGGGCGGAUCGACCGGAGGAGACAGCAAUACUACAAGGAAGAAAGCUGCAAGAACAGUCUACUCGGUUAGCCCAGGUGCACCGAAUGCUAAGAAAUUCAGAAGCGUAUCUUUUUCGGAGGUCGAUAGUCAUGGCUUAUCAGUCCCUCAUGAGGACGCCCUAGUUGUCAAGGGGCGACUCAACAAUUUCGAGGUAUCUCGGAUGCUCGUAGACACGGGAAGUUCGGUAAACAUGAUCACGAUGGAGGUGUUCGGCAGAAUUGGACUCAAGAAAGAAAAUUUGACACAUGUCACUACUCCACUAGUGGGACUAGGAGGCAAAUCUGUACAGGUGGAAGGAUCACUGGAGAUAAACAUCCAACUGGGGGAUGGAGAGAUCUACAAAGAGAUCCGAGCAGAAUUCAUGGUGGUCAAUAUGGAUUUCGCAUACAAUGCAAUUCUCGGAAGGCCACUCUUGCACGAUACAUGCGCAUCCAUUUGCAUGAGGUACCUACGAAUGAAAAUCCCAACCAGAGAAGGCGAUGCCGAAGUCAGAGGAUGCCAAAAGUCAGCCAGAGAAGCAUACUUUACAGCUCUCAGGAAAGUACAUAUAACCUUGCCAGUACUAACAAUGGAACCUCCAGAGAAGAAGGAAAGGGCGGAGCAUUAUGGGCGAACUGAGAAAAUCGAAUUAUCCCCAGGAAAGGAGAUAGAAGUGGGAGAUGAGCUAGAAGAAGAAAUCAGACGAUCUCUGACCGAAAACCUCAGAUCGCUUGGAGACUCCUUUGCCUGGACAACAGACGAAUUGAUCGGAGUAGACCCGGACGUCAUAUGUCAUCGGUUAAACAUAGCGACCGACGCGAAGGCAGUAAUACAAAAAAAGAGAAGGCACUCGCCCGAAAAACAACUCGCCAUCGCAGACGAGAUCGCCCGGUUAAAAGCAGCAAACGUGAUCAAAGACGCCUAUUACCCCAAGUGGGUAGCAAAUGUGGUGAUGGUAAAAAAGUCCAAUGGCACUUACCGAAUGUGCGUGGACUUCACAGAUCUGAAUAAAGCAUGUCCCAAAGAUAGUUUCCCACUUCCACACAUUGAUCAGUUAGUAGACUCCACAGCAGGUCACGCCCUCUAUACAUUCCUAGAUGCCAAGGCGGGAUAUCACCAGAUACCCAUGGCACCUGAAGAUCAGGAGAAGACGGCCUUCAUAACAGACCAGGGAUUAUUUUGUUACAAGAUGAUGCCCUUCGGUCUGAAGAACGCAGGAGCCACAUAUCAGCGGCUGGUGAACUCAAUAUUCAGAGAUCAGAUAGGAAAGCACAUGGAAGUUUAUGUGGAUGACAUGAUUAUCAAGAGCAUCCGAGCUGAAGACCACCCAACAGAUGUGAAGAUAGUCCUGGAGACGCUAAAGAGAUACCAGCUAAAACUCAAUCCGGAAAAGUGCGUAUUCGGAGUACCGGCAGGCAAGUUCUUGGGGUACAUGGUCUCUCAGAGGGGUAUCGAGGCUAACCCAGAUAAAAUCGAAGCGGUCUUAAAGAUGACACCGCCACGGAGCAUACAUGAAGUCCAGAAGCUCAACGGCCGGAUCACGGCUCUAGGACGGUUCAUGUCCUGCUCGGCAAAACGAUGCCUGCCUUUCUUCAAAACCCUGAAACAGAUCAAGAACUUCACAUGGACCGCAGAAUGCCAGCAGGCGUUUGAAGAAUUGAAAAGCUUCCUAUCCUCGCCCCCACUGUUGGCGAGACCGGAUCCGGGCGACGUGUUAUAUUUAUACAUCUCUUGCUCUGACGAAACAAUAGCAGGAGUAUUGGUGUCAGAAAAAGGAGGCGAACAAUACCCGAUCUACUACAUCAGCAAAGUACUCAGAGAUGCGGAGCUGAGAUACCCGAAGUUGGAGAAGCUGGCGCUAUGCGUAUACACCGCCACCAUCAAGCUCCGACAUUACUUCGAAGGGCACCAAGUCAUUGUACGGACCGACCAACCACUACGAAAAAUCCUCCAGAAGGCAGAGACAAGUGGACGCAUAGCAGAAUGGGCCGUCAAAAUAGGAAGUCUGGGCGUUAUCUAUGAAGCUCGGAAAGCACUGAAAGCACAAGCACUAGCCGACUUCUUCGCUGAACUAACAUUCAAAGAACCCAUGGAGGACAAAACGACUCCCUGGGAGAUGCACGUCGAUGGAGCAGUUUGCGGAGAAGGAGCAGGCAUCGGAGUCGUGCUCAAAGGACCAGGAAGAAUCCAAAUGGAAUACUCAGCAAGACUCGAGUUUCCAGCCUCCAACAAUGUUGCGGAAUAUGAGGCGCUGAUAACAGGGUUGCAACUAUGCGAAGAGCUCAACAUCUCCGAAGUCCAGAUCUGCAGUGAUUCACAACUGGUCGUGAACCAAGUCUCGGGGAACUUCGAAGUAAAGGAAGCUACGUUGAAGAAGUACGCCAAGCAGGCCAAAACCUUCUUUGCCAAUAAUGGGCGAUCCUGGUCGCUACAGCAAAUACCCAGAGCAAUGAAUGGAAGAUCAGACGAAUUGGCAAAGUGGGCAGCAACAAAGAAUUACGACUCAAUGAGAAACAUUCCUCAUGAAAUCAAACGACAGCCUAGCUUUCAAGAAGAAAUUGAGGAAGGCGAAGUACUGAUGGUAGAAGGGGAAGAAACCUGGAUGUCCCCCCUCACAGCAUACCUGGCUAAUGGAAUACUCCCCGAGGAUAAGAAGGAAGCCAAAAGGAUAGUGAUACUUUCAUCAAAGUUCGGAAUAUACAACGGCCAGCUGUACAAACGGUCAUUCACCCAUCCCUGGCUAAGAUGUGUGAACAAAGAAGAAGGGGAGUACAUCAUGAAAGAAUUACAUGAGGGGACCUGUGGAGCACAUGACGGAGCAUCAACACUGGUCAGGAAAGCACUGCUACAAGGCUAUUAUUGGCCCACGAUGAAAGAACAAGCUACAACGCUAGUAAGGGGAUGCUGGCCUUGCCAGCAACAUGCCUUGGUACCAAGAAAGCAAGCUUCAGAAAUGAAACCCAUCGGCAGUGCAUGGCCGUUCGCCCAGUGGGGUAUGGACAUCCUGGGACCUCUCCCUUUGGCCACAGGACAACGGAAGUUCCUAGUAGUGGCAAUCGACCACUUCACCAAGUGGAUAGAAGCGGAACCACUGGCAAAAAUCACACAACAACGCAUAACUAACUUUUUCUUUAGAUCUAUCUUGUGCAGGUUUGGAAUACCGAAGGUGCUGAUCACAGACAACGGAAAGCAGUUCGACUCAGCAAAGUUUAGAAAGUUUUGUGCCGAGUAUCAGAUCGACCUAAGGUUCACUUCGGUUUACCAUCCACAAUCGAAUGGGCAAACCGAAGUGGCCAACAGAAUCCUACUGGCCGGACUAAAAAGAAGACUAGACGAGUGCAAAGGAAGAUGGGUAGAAGAACUCUACAGUGUCCUAUGGAAUUACCGUACCACCCCUAGAGAAUCAACGGGCGAAACUCCAUUCGCCCUAGCCUAUGGAACGGAGGCUGUAAUCCCUGUAGAGAUCGGCGCACCCACGCCAAGGACAGAAGACAACCAGCUAAACCUAGAAGAAAACGAAGAAGAGCUCAGGAACAAUCUAGAUCUCCUGGUUGAAAAAAUCAACAGAUCAGACAUCAGGAUGGAAGCCUACAGACAAAAGAUGGCCAAACAUUUCAACAGCCAUGUAAAGAAAAGAAAAUUCAAACUAGGCGACCUAGUCAUGCGAAAAACCGAAGUCAAAAAAGGAGAAGCAGGAAGUGGAAAACUGCAGCCAAACUGGGAAGGACCUUACACCAUCAGCGAGGUCAUCAAAGAAGGAACAUUUAAACUCACCAACUCCAUGGGAAGAAUCAUACCAAGGACAUGGAACGCCAACAACUUGAGGAAAAUUUAGUCACAAUGGGUCGCCAUCAAACAUGAUUAGUUACUUUAAGAAGUAGUAUAAUUAGUCAAGCAGUGUUCAGUUUCAAUAUUGUAUUUCAAUUCCUCCAAGUGAUGUUUAAUCACAGCAUUAUUUCAAUUUCUACAAGUGAUAUUUCAUCACAUUAAUGUAUUUGAAUUUAUGCAAGUAUUUUAAUUUACCCUUGCUCGGACAAGGAAUUUCCACAGA
Mercurialis annua (annual mercury) is the source of this 4710-nucleotide messenger RNA. RefSeq lists its product as uncharacterized. Lineage: Eukaryota; Viridiplantae; Streptophyta; Magnoliopsida; Malpighiales; Euphorbiaceae. The transcript has a single exon. Bases 1 to 4494 code for a protein of 1497 amino acids. Gene Ontology annotation, molecular function: RNA-DNA hybrid ribonuclease activity; nucleic acid binding. Gene Ontology annotation, biological process: DNA integration. The record is from RefSeq and is a predicted model, not a curated record.